AUGGCGCUCGAUGCUCGAUUAAUGCCACCAACUGCAACUCCUGACCGUCAGGUUCGUUCCUCUGCCUCGACGCCUUCGCUUCGCUCUAGAGAUGGGAGUGUGCCCCUGCUGUCCAGGAUGGAUGGAGGAGGAAAUGUCCGGGUCGUGGUCCGAGUGAGGGCCUUUUUGCAAAGAGAGCUUGACAAAAAGACACGAUGCCUCAUUCAAAUGGACCCCAUCACACAGCUCACCACCCUGCGGGCGCCAGAUCAAGAUGCAGUCGAUAGCCCGAUACCCAAGUCACGAAAAGUCAUUGAGGACAAGAAGUUCACUUUUGACAAUUCAUUUUGGAGUCACAACACCAAAGACGCACACUAUGCCCAUCAAGAAGAUGUGUAUAACAGCCUGGGCGAGGAGUUUCUCGAUCACAACUUUGAGGGAUACCAUACUUGCAUAUUCGCCUACGGACAGACUGGAUCGGGCAAGUCUUACACCAUGAUGGGAACACCUGAACAGCCUGGGCUUAUCCCCCGAACCUGCGAGGAUCUUUUUGAGCGCAUCGACGCGGCGCACAAUGAAAACUCCAACAUUGCAUAUAACGUCCGUGUUUCGUACUUCGAAGUAUACAACGAACACGUUCGCGAUUUGUUGGUCCCUGUGAAUCCAAACGCCCCGCCCAACUAUCUCAAGAUUCGUGAAUCGCCGACCGAGGGACCGUACGUCAAGGAUCUCACUGAGGUGCCAGUGCGGAGUAUCAAUGAGAUUCUGAGAUACAUGAAAAACGGCGACCAGUCACGAACGACGGCUAGCACCAAGAUGAAUGAUACCAGUAGUCGAAGUCAUGCUGUCUUCACAAUCAUGUUGAAACAGAUUCACCACGAUAUGGAAACGGAUGAGACCACGGAGCGCAGCUCUCGAAUUCGACUGGUGGACCUGGCAGGAAGUGAGCGAGCAAAGUCGACAGAAGCAACGGGCGCACGGCUUCGCGAAGGUAGCAACAUCAACAAGUCUUUGACAACUCUUGGUCGAGUGAUUGCAGCGUUGGCCGAUCCCAAGGCACUGCGAUCCGGCAAGCGCAAGGAUAUCGUACCGUACCGAGACUCCAUUCUGACGUGGCUGUUGAAGGAUUCGCUCGGUGGCAAUAGCAAGACGGCAAUGAUUGCCUGCAUUGCGCCAUCCGACUACGAUGAGACGCUCUCUACGCUGCGAUAUGCCGACCAAGCCAAGCGAAUCCGCACACGUGCGGUUGUCAACCAAGAUCAUAUUUCUACUGCUGAGAGGGAUGCGCAGAUUGCAGCCAUGGCAGAAGAGAUUCGGGUGCUGCAGCUGUCCGUCUCAGAUUCACGGCAGCGAGAGAAGAAUGCCAAGGAAGCUGAGGAGAGACUGGAAGAAUACCAGACACGUGUGGCUACUAUGCAACGCAUGAUGGAGGAGCGAAGCAUGGUGGCUGAGAGCAAGAUCAAGAAGCUGCAGACUGAGAACGAGGCGCUGAAACUUCAUCUCAAGUUGGCGAUUGAGAGCCUCAAGAACCCCAUUCCCCCAGUCAGCAUCAAGGCCCAACCGGCGGGCGAAGCAGAAAAGGAGAAUUUCGACGAAUACUCAGAUGAGGGCGACGAUGAUUACUACUAUGACGACGGGUAUGAUACGGAAAGUACCGCAGGGGUCGAUGACUUGCAUGAUGAAAUGCAUCGGUACCUGCAGGACAUGGGGAAUCUGAGAAAGUUGAUUGGCGGAGAUUUGUCGCGGUUCAGAGAUGAGCAGAGUGUCAGAAUGCCAUUGGGCACGAGAGAAAAUGUGUGA
This is a messenger RNA of Pochonia chlamydosporia 170, 1779 nucleotides long. RefSeq names its product kinesin family protein. Gene Ontology annotation, molecular function: microtubule binding; microtubule motor activity; ATP binding. Gene Ontology annotation, biological process: microtubule-based movement; mitotic spindle organization. Bases 1 to 1779 code for a protein of 592 amino acids. NCBI's taxonomy places the organism in Eukaryota, Fungi, Ascomycota, Sordariomycetes, Hypocreales, Clavicipitaceae. The transcript has 2 exons. The record is from RefSeq and is a predicted model, not a curated record.